AUGAUUCAAGAGGAACCUUUUUCCAUCAUGAUACGAUUUAGAAAACACAUUUAUGCAUUUACUGACGAUAUUGAGAAGAUGUUUCGACGAAUUGAAAUAUUGACAUCGCAGACCAAAUAUCAAAAAAUACUUUGGAAGGAAGAUGAAAAUAAGCCUAUAGAAAUAUGCAGACUCAAAACGGUAACUUAUGGCACAGCAUGUGCUCCAUAUUUGGCACAAAGAAAUCUUCAACAGUUAGCGAAGGAUGAAGAAAAGGAUUUUCCUGUAGCAUCGAAAGUGGUCUUGGAAGAUUUCUAUGUAGACGACAGUCUUACUGGAUCUUCGAAUUUGAAGGAAUGCAUUAAACUCCAGAAAAAUUUGACAGAAUUGCUCCAAAGAGGAGGAAUGAAGCUACACCAGUGGUGUACUAGUUUUCAUUCGCAGAACUCUGAUUUACAGAAUUUUUCAUUUGAUCGUAAUAGUAAUACAACUGUGAAGACGUUAGGUAUGUUGUGGAAUAAUAAGAAGGAUACAUUGCAAUAUAAAGUUACUGUUAAUGAAAAGCCUGAUGUUACGAAAAGAGAUGUUUUAUCUCAUAUAGCGAGAUUAUAUGAUCCGUUAGGCGUACUCGGUCCUAUUAUUAGCAAGGCAAAGAUAUUCAUGCAAACACUUUGGUUGCUUAAGCUAGACUGGGCGGAACAGUUACCACCACCUCUUGCCAAUGAAUGGAAUUUGUUUAUUAAAACUCUUCAUAGUGUAGAAAAUAUACAAGUACCUCGUUGCAUCUUAAAAGAGACUUUUUCAAUGCUCAUUUUACAAGGAUUCGCGGAUGCCUCCGAGAAGGCAUUUGGGGCAGUGAUAUAUCUUCAAAGCAUUACAAGCCCUGGUGAAUAUUGUAGUAAACUUCUUUGUAGCAAAUCUCGUGUAGCGCCAAUCAAAACCAUGACUAUUCCUAGAUUAGAACUAUCAGGAUGUCUACUCAUGUCCAAACUUAUGCAAAAGGUUUUAGAAGCUUUGAAACUCAAAAUUGACGAAGUUAAGCUCUGGUCAGAUUCAAGCAUUGCUUUAGCCUGGAUCAAUACAUCACCACAUCUUUUGAAAACCUUUGUGAGUAAUAGAGUCUCACAAAUUCAACAACUUGCUUCUAACUAUUAG
Messenger RNA from Stegodyphus dumicola, 1134 nucleotides. RefSeq lists its product as uncharacterized. Lineage: Eukaryota; Metazoa; Arthropoda; Arachnida; Araneae; Eresidae. The record is from RefSeq and is a predicted model, not a curated record.